Misgurnus anguillicaudatus (oriental weatherfish) is the source of this 1791-nucleotide messenger RNA. The record is from RefSeq and is a predicted model, not a curated record. NCBI's taxonomy places the organism in Eukaryota, Metazoa, Chordata, Actinopteri, Cypriniformes, Cobitidae.
CUGGUAGUUACGGUAGCACCAAUCAUAACAAAGGGCGUGGCUUGUCUGAACGCGCGUGGAUGUUACGUCAAAAUACAAUGGCGUCGCACUUCAGCGGUGUACUGCAACUCACAGACCUGGAUGAUUUUAUCACUCCAUCUCAGGAAUGUGUGAAGCCUGUAAAAGUGGAAAAGAAACCGGGAAGAUCUGUGGCUAAAAUCCAGAUUGAAGAUGAUGGCAGUUACUUUGAAGUCCAUCAGGAUGGUCAAAAGCAAAAGCUGGAAAAAGCGAAGAUUACCCUGAAUGACUGUCUCGCAUGCAGCGGCUGUAUAACGUCGGCAGAAAGUGUCCUUAUCACCCAACAGAGCCAUGAGGAACUGUAUCGUGUGCUAAAACAUAAUAAGCAGCAGGCUAGCGCUAGCGAGCAGAAAGUGCUGGUGGUGUCGGUAUCUCCACAGUCAAGAGCAUCACUGGCUGCACACUACGGUCUCAGCAGCGCCGAGGUGGCCCGAAGACUCACCAGCUUCCUGAAAAACCUGGGUGUCCAUCACGUCUUCGACACUGGCUUCAGUCGCUCUUUUAGUCUUUUAGAAAACCAGAGAGAGUUUCUGGAGCGAUUCAGCCGAAAGGACGUAGACAAGAAAGCCCUACCGAUGCUGGUGUCUGCCUGUCCAGGCUGGAUUUGCUAUGCCGAGAAGACUCACGGUGAAUUCAUCCUUCCGUACGUCAGCACGACCCGCUCGCCUCAGCAGAUGAUGGGGUCUUUAGUCAAGAGCUACUUUGCCACACAGAAGGGUGUUUCACCGCAGAAGAUCUAUCACGUGACCGUGAUGCCCUGCUAUGAUAAGAAGUUAGAGGCUUCCAGACCAGAUUUCUACCUCGGCGAGUAUGAAACCAGAGAGGUGGAUUGUGUCAUCACUUCAGGUGAAGUUUUAAAGAUGUUGGAAGAGGAGAAUGUGUCUUUGAGGGAUGUGGAGCCGGCCACCGUAGACACAAUGUUCAGUAAUGUAUGUGGAGAGGAGAUGUUGGGUCACGCAGGAAGUGGAUCUGGAGGUUAUCUACAUCAUGUCUUCAAACAUGCUGCAAAACAACUUUUUGGGAUCGAACUAGAAGAACUCACAUACAAGACUAUGAAAAACAAAGACUUUCAGGAAGUGACUUUAGAGAAGGAUGGCGAUGUGCUGCUGCGGUUCGCUGCUGUCUACGGCUUCAGGAACAUUCAGAACCUGGUGCAGAAGCUGAAGCGAGGAAAGUCACCUUACCACUUUGUAGAAGUGAUGGCAUGUCCGUCAGGAUGCCUGAAUGGAGGAGGGCAGCUUAAACCUUCAGCAGAUCAGUCCAAUAAGGAGCUGCUUCAGCAGGUAGAGGAGCUGUACGGCAUGGAGAAAACCUCUGCACCCGAGGAGGACACGCGGGUUGCUGAACUUUACCACAGCUGGUUAGAGAGUGUAGGUGAGGAGAAAGCCAGACAGUUACUCCACACACAGUAUCACGCCAUAGAAAAAAACACAAGCAGUCUCAGUAUAAAGUGGUGAGAUCAGCUGACAUCAUCUUGUUUCGUCUCUUUGUUUCACCUUUUCAAGUGUGUGUAUAGUCGGUAUGUAAAGGAUUACUCCACUUUUUUAAUAAAAAUCCAGAUAAUGUUUCACCUCCAUGUCAUCCAAGAUGUUUAUGUCUUUCUUUGUUCAGUUGAGAAGAAAUUAUGUUUUUUGAGGAAAACAUUCCAGGAUUUAGUGGACCUCAUUAGUUUACAGUUUUAAUGCAGCUUCAAAAGGCUCUGAACGUCUUAUCUGGCGAAAUGAUCAUAAUGUU